AUGAGUGAUACUAGACAAGUAGUAGAAGAAGGAAAGAUAUGGAGAGAAAAGGGAAAUAAACAAGUGUCGGUGAAAGAGUAUGAUAGUGCACUCGAAUCGUAUACACAGGCAAUCCGACUCAACCCAAGUGAUUAUGCGGCACUUACUAAUCGUAGUUGGGUGUAUUUCUUGCAGUCGAAAUGGCAAUCAUCUCUAGUUGAUGCACAAGCUUCAAUCAAUAUAAAUCAAUCUUGGGUAAAGGGAUACUAUCGAAAAGCAAUAGCUUUGAAACAAUUGAAAAGAUAUAGAGAUGCAAUUGAUACUUUAGACUAUGCUAUAAAGAGUCCCGUCUUGAAGGGUACCAUUCAUUUGACAGAUACCAAGUUAUUCAUCAAUGAAAUAGAUACAAUCACUAAAUCAAUCAUUGAUUAUAUGACAUUGCAACAAGAUGAGAAAACUACUACAAAACAACAUCAACAAGUAGAUAAAGUAGAUAUCAAGAUGAUUGGAGGUGAUUUGGGAAAAGGUGUAUUUACACAAACUGGAAUCCAAGCAAACACGGCAGUCACAGUAGAGUAUCCAUUGGUAUCACACAUAUCUUGUAAAUAUCUUGGUCAGUAUUUGGAUCAAGGUACCAACAACAACAACAACAACAACAAGUCGUCGACAUGGUAUCAAACAUGUUCGCAUUGUAUGGAGAAUCGUAUUAGAGAUCCAACUAUAUUAUCAAAGUUGUUGGGUGAUCAACCGUAUCGUGAAAUCUACUCGUCACUCUACCCCAACUCUAAAGAGUAUAUUGUAUGUGGUCAUUGUAAAGUGGAAUAUUAUUGUUCAGAGUCUUGUCAACAACUUGCUUGGUCACAAUACCAUCAAAUUCAAUGUCCACACAUGUCAAUCAUUAAACAACAAUUAUAUCCUCAUUGCAUUGAAAAUGAACAAACCAAUCCAUUAAUCAUUUCAAGAAUGUUUGCAAUGGUAUUACAAUCAAUCAUAUAUCAACAAAAAGAGUUUACAGAAUCAAUCAUUCCAUUUACCUUUUUCAUUUCAAAUGGUCAAUGGCAAAGUAAAGGUGAUGAAAAAGUAUUAUCUAUUUUAAAAUCUAUUUUUAAAAAUGAAAGUCAAUUGGAUCAAGUUUUAACAAUUGAAAGAUAUAGACAAUUUAAUUCAAUUAUUCAAUGUAAUGCAUCAAAAAUCAAUCCAUUGUCACGAAUUCAUAUGUUGAUUGAAAAGAAUACGAUAGAGUCACCUGCUCUACAAGACUAUAUACAAUUGGUAGAGGAUGGUCCCAAAGUACCAUUUGGUGAGCCACUGCUAAACUUGUUGGAGUCAUUAUCGGAUUGUUGUGUACAUGGUAGUGGAUUGUACGUCUAUGCCAACAGUUGUAAUCACUCAUGUUCACCAAAUGCAGCCAUCACCAAUGAAUCAACUAAUUUCUCGGCAACCAUACGUUCCAUCACUGAUAUUCCCAAUGGCAAUCAAAUUGAAAUAUCAUACAUUGAAGAAGACCAACCAUCACAAACCAGACAAUCAGAAUUAAUUGAUAAAUAUAAAUUUAAAUGUCAUUGUCAAAAAUGUACAAACAGAAUAAUUAAAUAA
Molecule: messenger RNA, 1575 nt
Organism: Cavenderia fasciculata
Lineage: Eukaryota; Evosea; Eumycetozoa; Acytosteliales; Cavenderiaceae
Product: SET domain-containing protein
Exons: 4
Coding region: 1-1575 (524 amino acids)
Molecular function (GO): protein binding
Source: RefSeq, a predicted model, not a curated record